CCUCAGCACCAACACACACAAAGCCUACACACACACACACAGAGCGAGAGAUAUAGAGAAGGAAGGAAGCCAGGAGGUUCCUCCUCGGAUGGAUAUGGCUUCGGCUAUGGCGUCGUCCCGCUCGGUGCUCGCCCUUGCUCGCUCCACUCCCUCUCCUUCUGCUUCUGCCUCUUCUACUUCUGGUGUUGCUGUUGCUGCUGCUGCGCCAUCUUUGCGCGCUGUGCGCUUCUCUUCUGCCGCGGCUUUUGGAAGCGGGACCUCGUGGACAAUUAAAAGGCCAGUGUUGAGGGGAGCGACGAUGCACAGGGUGCGGGAUGUUGUCUCCUGCUCGCUGAAGAAGCUGGCAGAAGUGGAGCUCACGGAUCUCACCAACAAUCCCUCUCCGUCGUUCCCCGCGGCCCCGGGAAUUUACGCGGUUUAUGAUAAGGCGGGUGAUUUGCAGUACAUUGGGUUGUCGCGUCGGGUGUCGGCCAGCUUACAGUCGCACAUGAGGGAGCUUCCGGAGCUAUGUGCAUCCGCGAAGUUUGCAGUAGUUGAUGCGCCUGAGCGAGCAGCUCUUACGGAUGCAUGGAAGAGUUGGAUGGAGGAGCACAUUAACCAGGGAGGGAAUGUUCCGCCUGGAAAUGUGUCCGGCAACACAACUUGGACUGCCAGGAAAGCAAGGGCAGCCAAGCCUGAAAUUAAACUGACACCUGGGGCUCAUGUAAAGCUCAAUGUACCAAUUGAGACCUUGAUAGACAAAGUAGUGAAGGAUUUGAAAGUUGUGGCCUUCAUCAAGGGCACUCGCACCUCCCCACAGUGUGGAUUCUCGCACAGAGUGUUGACGAUUCUCAAUGAGCAAGGCGUAGACUACGAGGUCCUGAACGUUUUGGAUGAAGAUCACAAUCCUGGUCUGAGGGAAGUUAUUAAGAAAUACAGUCAAUGGCCAACAAUACCUCAGCUGUAUGUGAAGGGAGAGUUUGUGGGUGGAGCCGAUGUGUUGGACGAGAUGGUGCAGAGCGGGGAGAUUAAAGAUUUGUUUAAAAACUAAAAGUAGGCCAUCUGGCCAUAUUACGAAGCCUAGAGUAGAAAAUCCAAUGAGACGGAGAAAAAAAAGGUACUCCAUUUUGCUGUUUGAUUGCUCACAACACGAUGAACUGUAGGAAAGGAUUGUAACAGCACAUUUGAGUUUCCUAAGCAUCCAGCUCCGAAUAGGUAACAAGGCACUUUCUGCACUAAAACUUGUGAUAAUUUGUCUUAACAAGUUUCUCUUCCUCGCAUGAAAUUCCAUUAGUUGCUUUCAGUUA
Physcomitrium patens is the source of this 1286-nucleotide messenger RNA. RefSeq names its product bifunctional monothiol glutaredoxin-S16, chloroplastic. Lineage: Eukaryota; Viridiplantae; Streptophyta; Bryopsida; Funariales; Funariaceae. The record is from RefSeq and is a predicted model, not a curated record. Gene Ontology annotation, cellular component: mitochondrial matrix.